Messenger RNA from Symbiodinium necroappetens, 590 nucleotides. The record is from the annotation of a GenBank genome assembly. Lineage: Eukaryota; Dinophyceae; Suessiales; Symbiodiniaceae.
GUUGCCUCCAUUUGCUGUGAGUUGCCUGGCAGUCAGACAGUUUUUCGUGGAGAGCUUUUUGCAGCAGGAAAAAAGGGCGGCAAACACGAGGACAUCUGGCACACUAUCACUGAAGAGGAUGGUUUUAAAAGAUUGCGGCCCUUUUGGAUCCGUUCUCACUUGAAGCUUGAGCAAUUUGAUAAAGUGUUUGGUUUUGAAAACAGGUGGCGCUUCAAUAUCAAUCAGACAGCAGAUGCUCUGUGCGGCAAGUUUGCACAUGAACUGGUGGAUGCUACUUUCGUUGCCAAGCUUCGCAAGCAGGAUACAGUUGCUGAGCAGGUACUCUGUUGCCUUGCCAGUCGUGUUGAGACUAUCUUGUCUGCGAAGUCUCCGAACCAGCAUCCCACCAUUAUCAAGGGCAUUAAGCAUAGCCAGGUGACUCAAGCGUGCGACAUUCCGGCCAUGACUGGUACGGCCAAACCUUUGCCUGGGGUUCAACGUACUUGCAAGAAAAAGGUUGGUGCUAAUGUUGGCCAUGGCCACACCCAGACUAGAGAUGAGUGGUUCACCAGCCUGGUGAAUGAAGGUGGACUCUCCAAGCAUGAGUGGGU